GGCUGGACGUAUUUCCUUUGGGGUAACCUGAUGAGGAAGGAGGAUCUUUUCUUUACGGAAAAUGAUUACUGGAGCAGUUAUGUCAUUUUAUUUCAGAGCCUCCCACCGUCAGCGUCUUCCUGGAAAAACACACGUGGAUUUCCACUCACUCGAGCCAAGCGGGAAAAGCGGGCGAGCCACAAUAACAACAUCAUCAUCGUCAUGGCAAGUCACGGGCUCGCCUACGACGGCUGCAACUUCUUCAGGCAGCGCCUCGUUUUGUCCACGCUGAGCGGGAAGAGGGUUAAAAUUCGGAAUAUAAGGUCCAAAGAUGACAACCCGGGGCUCCGAGAUUUUGAAGCCAGCUUCAUCAGACUGCUGGACAAAGUGACCAACGGCAGCAGAAUAGAAAUAAAUCAAACAGGCACUGUGUUAUUCUACCAGCCCGGCUUACUUUAUGGGGGAUCUAUAGAGCAUGACUGUAGUCUGCAGCGCUCCAUAGGUUACUACCUGGAGGCCCUGCUCAUGCUGGCUCCCUUCAUGAAGACACCACUGAAAGCCAUCCUGCGAGGCAUCACCAAUGACCCCACAGACCCCACAGUUGAUCUGCUGAAGUCCACAGCUCUUCCUUUAAUGAAGAAGUUUGGCAUUGAUGGUGAAGGCUUUGACCUUAAGGUGAUGAAGAGGGGAAUGGCACCUAAUGGAGGAGGUGAGGUUGUCUUCACGUGUCCCGUCUGCAAGACCAUUAGGCCUGUGCAGUUUACAGAUUCCGGAAAGAUUAAGAGAAUCCGAGGAGUAGCAUAUUCAGUGAGAGUUUCCCCUCAGAUGGGCAACAGGAUUGUGGAGUCGGCACGUGCCGUCUUGAACCAGUUCAUUCCAGACAUCUACAUCCACACAGACCACAUGAAGGGCGCCAACUCUGGCAAGUCACCAGGUUUCGGUCUGACGUUGGUGGCGGAGACUCUGGAAGGCUGUUUCCUCAGUGCUGAGCUGUCAUCUACGCCCCAGGGUCAAGGAGAUCCCAUUUUGCCCGAGGACCUGGGCCGCAACUGUGCCAAGCUGCUGCUGGAGGAAGUGCAUCGGGGCGGAUGCGUGGAUUCGUCCAAUCAGAGCCUGGCGCUGCUCCUGAUGACCCUUGGCCAACAGGACGUGUCGAAGCUUUUGCUUGGACCACUCUCACAGUACACGAUUGAGUUCCUCAGACAUGUUAGAGAUUUUUUCCAGAUCAUGUUCAAAAUUGAAGUUCGCAAGCGUUUAGAGGAUGAACGGAAGGGGGGAGAUAAAGUCCUCAUGACGUGCGUCGGAGCCGGUUACAGCAACUUGAACAAAACCCUUAAAUAAAACAGUUUGUACAUAA
Molecule: messenger RNA, 1336 nt
Organism: Phyllopteryx taeniolatus (common seadragon)
Lineage: Eukaryota; Metazoa; Chordata; Actinopteri; Syngnathiformes; Syngnathidae
Gene: rcl1
Product: RNA terminal phosphate cyclase-like 1
Exons: 10
Coding region: 31-1320 (429 amino acids)
Biological process (GO): ribosome biogenesis; endonucleolytic cleavage of tricistronic rRNA transcript (SSU-rRNA, 5.8S rRNA, LSU-rRNA)
Cellular component (GO): nucleolus
Molecular function (GO): RNA endonuclease activity
Source: RefSeq, a predicted model, not a curated record